AUGAACAAUCUACAGUCUAUGAUGUUUACAUAUCAAUUUCGUUUAGGCUGUAAAGCAGCUACUAUUGAAUCAACUACAAGAGAAGAAUCAAUGUCAGAGUCAUCGAAUCAUAUUGAAAGUAGUAGUUUAUUUAAUACAAUUUCAAAUGAGCACACACUUUUUGCUGGAACACUUCGUGAUUGGUGUGACCCACUAUUACAGGGACAAGAACGAAUACCAGUAUCAUUGUGUCCACGAUGUGCUUCAUGCCGAUGUGAAUCAUUGAAAGAUUUAUCAAAUUCAUCCCAUCAUUCAAAACGUCAACACCAACACCAACGAAAUCAUGAUCCAUCGUGUCCAAAAUAUCGUCAGCAUGAACGAACUAAAUCAACAAGUAAACGACGCGUAUUUAAUAAACCGAAACGUCGUGCGAUUUCGCAUGAUCCCUCAAUAGCAUUAACAGAUAAAUUAGUUGAACGUACUCCAUCACCCUCUUUAACUUAUCGAAUUGAACGACGAGAGACAACAUCGAAAAUUCCGAUUCGAAUAUCAACAUCCUCAUCAGUUGCUACAACAAGUGAAUAUUCUCCAGCAUCAUCCAUAAAUAGUAGUCGAUCAUCAAAUAUGAAAACGAAAAUUCCUCGACCAAUAUCAAAUCAACAUAUAAUAUGUACACCAUUAGUUACAUAUUCUACUCAAAGUUCAGCAACAACUGAUGAAGAUUUAAAUGAUUAUGAUCAUGAUCAUGAUAGUUUGCAGGGCGAUACCUGUCAAAAACUUCCAACAAUGUCUGAAAAUGAAUUUUAUAAUAUGGACAUAUCAUCGAAAAAGAAAAAGAAGAACAUUAUGAUGUUGUAUUGUACCACAAACGGUACAAAUCAAUUAGAUCACAUCGAUGAGCAAAAUUUAUUGAAGAAGAAGAAGACAAAGAUGUCAUCAUUGUUAAAAACGCAUAGUCACAGUGAAUCAUCGUCUGAAAAACGACGUCGAAAAUUUUGGCAUAGAGAAAGUAUGUAUCCAAGUAAAUAUUCAAAUCGAUUUCCUUUUCGUAUAUUAUAA
Rotaria socialis is the source of this 1038-nucleotide messenger RNA. NCBI's taxonomy places the organism in Eukaryota, Metazoa, Rotifera, Eurotatoria, Philodinida, Philodinidae. The record is from the annotation of a GenBank genome assembly.